Sinocyclocheilus anshuiensis is the source of this 696-nucleotide messenger RNA. Its product is annotated as glutathione S-transferase kappa 1-like. The transcript has 6 exons. Gene Ontology annotation, molecular function: glutathione transferase activity; glutathione peroxidase activity. Gene Ontology annotation, biological process: glutathione metabolic process. Bases 155 to 634 code for a protein of 159 amino acids. Lineage: Eukaryota; Metazoa; Chordata; Actinopteri; Cypriniformes; Cyprinidae. The record is from RefSeq and is a predicted model, not a curated record. Gene Ontology annotation, cellular component: peroxisome; mitochondrion.
UUAAGGUGCUGUGUUGAUUUUGUGUUUUAAGGUGCUGUGUCGCUAUAAAAAUGCUAGGAACAUCGACCUCAAAUUCAAACCGGCAUUUUUAACAGGAGUCAUUUACGGCUCAGGUAACCAGCCUGCUGUAGUGAACCCUAGUAAGCUUAUUUACAUGGUCUCAGAUCUGAAGCUGGCAUCUGAGUAUUUUGGAGUCCCAAUGUUUCGACCUUCAAAGCUUUCUGAGAAAGACUCUUUGAAUGCGAUGCGUUUUGUGACAGCUGUAGCAGAGAAGGGAAUAGAGGGAGACACACUGGAAAGGGUGUCUAGAGAGCUCUGGACGAGAAAGUGGCGCACUCAUCAGGACAUUACCCAGCCUGCCUCACUUACUGAUGCAGGAUUAAAGGCAGGUCUCUCAGCCAAUGAGGUGGAGGAAAUUCUGACUCUCUCCACAUCUCAGCCAAUCAAAGACAAGCUGAAGAGUGUCACAGAAGAGACACUAGAGUAUAAAUGCUUUGGUUUUCCGUUUAUCGUGUGUCAUGUGAACGGGAAGGCCAAAGUGUUCUUUGGUUCUGACAGAUUUGAGCUCAUGGCGUAUUUCAUCGGAGAGAAGUGGGUGGGGCCUCACCCUGACAAGCCUACAGCCCAGAUGUGAUCACUACUCCUCCAUACUAUGUCUAUCUGAACAACUUCUAAAUACAAUUUUAAAGUACUGUA